This is a messenger RNA of Limulus polyphemus (Atlantic horseshoe crab), 1350 nucleotides long. RefSeq lists its product as uncharacterized. Bases 71 to 1123 code for a protein of 350 amino acids. Lineage: Eukaryota; Metazoa; Arthropoda; Merostomata; Xiphosura; Limulidae. Gene Ontology annotation, biological process: apoptotic process; regulation of apoptotic process. The transcript has 5 exons. The record is from RefSeq and is a predicted model, not a curated record.
AAAGAUGUGAGGUUAUGGGUGACAUCCUAAACGCCACGGUCAGCGCUAAAAGUUGCGGAAGAAUGAAAUAAUGUCCACUGUAGAGCAGAGACAUUUUCCAUACAAAGUAUGGAGCUGCCACAGAGAGACAAGGAAAGCAGUUGUGGCAGCUUCUCUCUCAGAUCUUCGAAUUAAAGGUGGAGAAAGGUUAGGCUACAGUAACCCUACAGAGCUCAAAGUGGUGCUAGAAAGUGAUGGAACAGAGGUUGAAGAUGAAAAUUACUUUAAAACAGUGGACAGAGACACAAUCUUUAUCUUGCUCCGUCCUGGUGAACAGUGGUUCCCUCCUAGCAUGGAAACAUUGCGAGCAGCCAUUACAGCCAUUCCUCGAAUUGUUUGUGAUGUUAUCAACAGCCUGGAGUUGGUGGAUAAGCAGCCUUCAUGGAAAAUCAUGGACAAUAAGGGCCGCAUUACAGUUGUGUUACACUGGGAUCAGCGAGAUAUCCACAGGCCACCUGGCCGCCAACCGUCCAGCAAACAGGGUACCAUGUGGAGGGUAGAAGUGAUGUCACAAGAAGCCCAAACUGCUGACCAAACCACUGCCGACAUUAAAGACCUUUCAAUUCAGAGAGGAGCUUGUGCCAAACUUAGUCUUGAAGACCUGGAAACCAGGCUUCCAUCUUGUAUGCUGCCAAAAAAAAUUAUAGAAAAGGAGGAAGAACUGCCAGAAGAAGGAACUUCUGCAGGACCCAGUGCAAUUGCUGUACAACGGAAGGUAGGAAAAGGUCAUGUUAGAUUCUUGAAUGUUACAAGAGAGUCAAAGAUUCCUCAACAAAAUGAGUCUGAAUCAGACACAGAAAACACAGCUUAUGAUGAGGAACAACUCUCUGAACGUUACCUCCUACUGACAGACCAGCUAUCUUUAGAGCAAAACUGCCAUUUGACCAUUAAAGACAUUGGUGUUAUUCUAGAGAGGCUAAGUUCCAAGAUAGUAGAUGUGGACAAAUUAGAGCGAGAGAAAGAAAGCUCUGAGGUGCACAACUGGACAAUCAAAGCAUCUAUUCGAGGAGAAGUGCUUCGAGAAAUUGGAGUGAUUUACAAUGGACAAUACUAUGGGAUAAUAGAGCACCCAGGGUAUUUUUGAUUGGUGUUCAUACUUAAUAACUGAAAUUUUGUUCUGGUCAUUGCUGGAGUCAGGUACUGCUUAGUUGCAAUAGUAUUAACUUUGUUCAUUUACUAAGAAAAGAAAGCUCAAAGAAUAAAUCUUGUUAAGGUAAAUUUAACAUACCUGGAACUUUGAAUAUAAGGUUUUUCUGUAGUUUUGACACUCAAGAACGUACAGUUAGGUAAAAUAUUUCUAUUCAUAAUGUU